AUAUCCUGCCCCUCCCCCUUGAGUUAGCCUGGGGGAAGAAGGGGGUGCCGGGGCCAGGGUUCCCAGGACUGGGAAGGAGCCCGCAGGCUCAGAGUGCUGAGGGAGAAGCAGACCUGGAGAGGCUGAGGGCCGGGGGGACCGACGCGACGCCAUGUGGCAGCUGCUGAUGCCGCUGGCCCUGUGGCUGGGCGCGGUGGGCCUGGGCAGAGCUGAGCUCACAGCAGCACAGCAGCGCGGCCUGCAGGUGGCCCUGGAAGAGUUCCACAAGCACCCACCCGUCCAGUGGGCCUUCAGGGAGACCGGCGUGGACAGCGCCACGGAAACGCCCUUCCCUGCAGGGACCUUUGUGAGGCUGGAAUUUAAGCUCCAGCAGACCAGCUGCCGGAAGAAGGACUGGAAAAAAGCGGAGUGCAAAAUCAAGCCCAACGGGAGGAAGCGGAAAUGCCUGGCCUGCAUCAAACUGAACUCUGCAGAUAAAGUCCUCGGCCGGAUGGUCCACUGCCCCAUACACACGCAGGCUCUCCGGGAGCCCGAGGAGCACCAGGAGGCUCAGUGCGGCAGGGUGGAGCGCGCGGGCGAGGACCCCCACAGCUACUACUUCCCAGGACAGUUUGCCUUCUUCAAGGCCCUGCCCCCGAGCUGAGGCCCGACGGGAGAUGAAUUCUGUCCCGCUUCCCAGACAGCUGCAGGAGCUGACCAGUGCAACACUGACCUGCCGUCCCUGAGCCCAGGGAGUACGAGCCCAUUAUCCCGAGCCAAUAAACUGCUCUCCCAGACUC
Lontra canadensis (Northern American river otter) is the source of this 779-nucleotide messenger RNA. It is a transcript of the gene RARRES2, whose product is annotated as retinoic acid receptor responder 2. Gene Ontology annotation, biological process: inflammatory response; regulation of lipid catabolic process. The transcript is spliced from 6 exons. The record is from RefSeq and is a predicted model, not a curated record. Gene Ontology annotation, molecular function: signaling receptor binding. Lineage: Eukaryota; Metazoa; Chordata; Mammalia; Carnivora; Mustelidae. Bases 152 to 643 code for a protein of 163 amino acids.